AUGUCGACGGCACCCACUCUAUCGCUACAGAAGACCUCGGUCGCCCUAGUGCAGCUCGGCUCGACCUCCUUCGACAAAGCCUUCAACCUGAAGCGAGCUAGGGAUGCUGUUCUCCGCGUUGCUGCCACACUCCCCAAUGCAUCCUCGGCUUCGGCUUCCUCCCCCACUCCCGCGCCAGUAGGCAUGGUUGUUCUGCCUGAAUGCUUCAACUCUCCCUAUGGCGUCAAGUAUUUCGCCGAAUACGCCGAGUCGUUCGGAGGCGCCUACCAAAAGAUUAAGAAGCCGCUCCCUUCUGCACUUGCACGUAUGGGCAAAGGCAGAGAGGAGAUCCGCUGGACCAUCGAUGCCUCCACUGAUCCCAGCGCAGAGUCAAAGCUGGCCCGGGAGAAGGGCAUCGGAAAGCCAGUCGAGAUUGACGACCGCAUCCAAAAGCUCUCACCAAGUCUGAAGAUGCUGUCGGAGACAGCUCGCGAAGCCAACGUCGUUCUUGUGGGUGGAAGUGUGCCCGAACGCGACGAUCUCACCGGAAACAUCUACAACUCUUCAUGCGUCUUUAACGGACAAGGUCAACUCAUCAGCAUUCACCGCAAGCUUCAUCUCUUCGACAUCGACAUCCCCGGCAAGAUGACAUUCCAGGAGAGCGAAACACUGUCCGGAGGCGAUCGUGUAACCGUGUUCGACUGUAGCCUUGGAAGAUUCGGUCUUGGCAUCUGCUAUGACUUGCGCUUCCCAGAGCCGGCCAUGAUCGCUGGUCGUCUCGGUGCAGGAUGCAUCAUCUACCCCGGCGCAUUCAACACUACGACUGGACCUGUCAGCUGGGAGCUUCUGCUUCGCGCACGCGCUACGGAUAACCAGGUCUACGUGCUUGGCUGCAGUCCCGCACGUCCCAUCCAAGAGGCUAUUGACGGCACUCUGACCGAAAAAGAUGGAUGGCGUGAUGGUGAGAAGGCAUAUCCAGCUUGGGGUCAUUCAAGUGUCGUUGGGCCCCUUGGUGAUGUCAAGGCCAAGCUCGGCGAGGCGGAAGACACACUUGUCUUUACUUUGGACCCAGAGGAAGUGGAGCAGACUAGAAGGAACAUCCCGAUCAGCACGCAGCGCAAAUUCGAUGUGUAUCCGGAUAUCACAUGUGGUUAG
Molecule: messenger RNA, 1134 nt
Organism: Ustilago hordei
Lineage: Eukaryota; Fungi; Basidiomycota; Ustilaginomycetes; Ustilaginales; Ustilaginaceae
Exons: 1
Coding region: 1-1134 (377 amino acids)
Biological process (GO): L-glutamine metabolic process; oxaloacetate metabolic process
Cellular component (GO): mitochondrion
Molecular function (GO): omega-amidase activity
Source: RefSeq, a predicted model, not a curated record